Messenger RNA from Python bivittatus (Burmese python), 2073 nucleotides. RefSeq lists its product as uncharacterized. The record is from RefSeq and is a predicted model, not a curated record. NCBI's taxonomy places the organism in Eukaryota, Metazoa, Chordata, Lepidosauria, Squamata, Pythonidae.
UCAAGCCACUCCCUAUCUAUAAAUAGCCCAUCUGGAGAAGAACUCCAUCUCAGAGAACUCAGACUGACCUGAACAGGAACACAAUGGCUCCCUUUGUGCUCUUCAUCUUCACCAUCGUCCUCCUUCCUGUGGAAAGAACUGCAGGACAAUCACAAUGCUCUGUCUGUGAAGAAGAUAGACUCACCUGUUCUGGUCCAAACACAAACUGUCCAAAUCAGACAACAUGCUUGAGUGUUCAAUCUAACCACAACUUGACAAGACAAAAUUAUCCAAGUGAAGGAUUCGCCAGAUAUUGUGUAGCAUCUAAAAAUAAUUUGACUGGACUCUUCCAUUUUAAUUUUGGAGACAACGUUUUUUUGGACUUUGCUUCUGCGGCUUGCAACGAGGACUUAACUUGCAGCCCUCAGAUUGUAGCCCCUCCUCUUCGAAUCUAUGAAAAUGGGAAGUAUUGCCCGAAAUGUUUCACAACAGGUCACGAUAACUGUGUGGAGGAUGGAAAUAUGGCCUGCCUGGGUGAUAUAGUGAACUGUACUGUCGUGAAUGGAGUCAUAUCACAAGUUUAUAAAGGUAUCCCCGCAAAUAUCCCUUUUGCUGGAAAAGGUUGUGUCAGCGCAUCGGUCUGCAACAUUAAAAAAGAUCAGUCCAUCCGCCUAGGGACUUUCACAUACACAUUUAACAAUAUUAACUGUUCUCCAGCCAGCAGCGCUCUUGCAUCGUUGCGACGCCUGGCCUUUACUCUGGAUAAGAAGCACCUUGGCCCACAAAUGUCUUUCUUCCUUCCAUGCAUCCUUGGCAUCUUUGCUGUGAAAAUUCUCUCCUAGUUAAGUCAAGGGUAGCUAGCAAAUGUUUUCAGGAGGGUCGGGCUGGGGACAUUUCACAUUCAUUUCAAGAAAUCAACACAUUAUUAAGAAGCAAACAUUCUUCAGAUGAAUAAAUGACCUAGAGCUAUCUCGAUUGUGAGGAUGUAAUGCAUCCGUUUGGGUGGAUCAGCUGAUUGUCUCAAUUUUGUAUACGAUCAAUAAUAACCACUCUAUUUAAUCUCCUUAUCAGUUUUUUAAAAAAUCCUCCCACAAUCAAAAUUACCAUGUAUUGGCUCACACAGUGGUACAGGAGUUGCAUUUUGUAUUCAGUGUUCUGUGGCAUGCACAUUUUUUUUCCCUAAGAUGCACAUGUAUUGAGCUGAGGACUACAUUACAAAAUUCAGAAGCAGGCCUGCUUACUUGUGUUCCAGGGGGCAUUUUAGUUGAGGAAAUGCAAAAUCAAUUAGUUUGCUUAAAAAUCAGACCAGAUCAGAUCCUUCCCUGGCCACUCUCCUUCAUCCUUUGGAACUAGAGAGCGAGAAGAGACUUACUCUUACUCUGACCCCAUUUCUGAGCUGUGAAGGAAGAAAAAUAGGAUGAUAGUUGCCAAUAAAGAAAUUUAUGCUGCAAAAUCUCAUACAUCUCUGUCGCAGCUGUUAAUGUCCCUCCCCAAAAUGACCAUGCAAUAGUAAUUUCUUAAUGGAAUAAAAGUUUUCAUUCCAUUAAUUUGGAAUUAAAAUGAAAGUUGUUUAUGUCCUGCCCAUGACCAUUUUUUUGCCCCAUCUCCUGCAUAAGGUGGGGUCUCCCUCCCAAAGGCUGAAUGCAGACCCCCAAAUCUGCUGAACUCCAGUGUAUUUCCCUUGAAGCCAAUGAGACUGAGGUUGAUUGGGAUGAAUACGUCCCAUUGACUUCAGUAGCAUUAAACCAGUGAUUUCACAGCCAUCAUUUCAUAUUCCAAAAAUAAUCCAAAAAUAAUUUAUCUCAAAAUACAGUAUUCGCACCCUUGAGUUCCAAUCAAUCUAUAUUUAUGUAUAUGUAUAUGUAAACCCUAUCAAGGUUAGGGUGGUAUAUUUAUAUAACAUGAUGCUUUACUUAUUGUUAAAACUUGUCAUUCAAAUAUUUCAAUCAUUGUUGAACAAGACCAAUAUCUUUUGGUCUGUAUGAGACCUCUGUUUGCAGAUAUUUGCUUUCUCAUUUUUCCAUGUUUCCCAAACUGCGUCUUUCAGUGGAAUUGUCAAGAUAUCAAAAUAAAAGGAAUUAGAGAUUAACUCUC